AUGCCGAAGCUGGACAAGAACGGCAACAAGGUGGCGCGGCGCGGCGAGCGCCGGGGUGAGCGUCGGGGCAGUGGUGGUACCCGGCGUAGCGGCGACCCGCGCGGCAGGAGCGGAAGCACGCGCCGCCGGCAUGACGACGAGGGGGGAAGGGGCGACGGCGGCGGCGGCGGCGGCGGCGUUUCGAGCUCCGGGUCCGAGGGAGACAUCGGGAACCCGAGCCGCGAAGUAGUGACUCCGGCGAGGUCCCGCCGCUCUUCGAGGAGUUUGUCGGGCACGACUCCGGCGAGACAUCGGUCAUCUCGGAGCAUCACCAGCAUCGGCAGCGGGGGGACCGCAGGGGGGCGCGCGCCGCCCUUGCCGCGGGGGACCGCCAGGGAUAGGCACUCGACCCCGGCGAGGGAGAGGGAGGGCCGCGCGACGAGCGGAGGAGGCGUCGACGGGUCUUCACGCGGCUCGCGGUCCUCCGCGCCUUCGGGGAACAGCAGCGACGACGGCACCAAGAGCAGGCGGGGCGCCGACGGGCGGCGGGAGACGAAGUCGCGGUCUGAUCGGCGGCAACCCGCGCCGUCGUCUUCCGGCACCCCGAGCAGGGAGAGCAAGAAGAACGUGUCCAAGAAGUCGGCCGGGAGCGCCAGCGGGAGCACGAAGGGUGGGAGCAGCAGCGCCGGCGGCGCCGGCGGGAAGCACAACAUGUCCAGCCUGAUGGCCAGUCUGAUGGUCGUGGCGCCUCUCUCGCGGCCCAUUCCAACCGAGUCGAUCGGCUACCUUUAUGGAGAGGACGGAAUGGACUCUCACUCGUCAACACCGCAACCGUCGCCGUCCCCACCCCCGGUCCCGCCAGCACCGUCUCGCUCGGAAAGAUCGAAGCGAAGGGGGCUGGAGGCCGGGGGGUCUCCGCCCCGGCACGGGUACGAUAACAGCAACUCGCGGUCGUCUCGCAACGACAAUCUUUCUGAAGAUCCGCUGGCGGCGGUGGUAGCCUACGGCGGCAGCGGCGCCCUCGACGUCUCGGGCGGUCAGUCCUCGCGACAUCGUCGGGACGAGCGGAGCGGGUCAGCAGCUACGCCGCCGGAGUCACCAUCGGCGGCGGUGGCAGCAGCAUCCCCCCGCAGGGAAGGGACGAGGGUCAAGGACCACGAGAGGCAGCACUCGAGCACGGCCGUCAGCGACCUGGACAGGUCGACAUCCAAGGGGAGGUCGGCUCGCCGGGCAGCAGCGGCGAAUGCGGCAGCAGCGGCGGCGGCGGCGGCGCUUGACGAAGAGGAGGCCGAGGCUGAGGCUGCGGCAGCGGCGGGGACUUCGGCAGCGGCGGCGGCAUCGGCGGCGGCAGCCUCCUCCUCCUCCUCCUCCUUCGUCACCAAGAAGGCGGCAGCAGAGCCGUCGCCUAGGCGCGGCAGCUCCACCGCCGUGGACAACACGGGCCAGCAGCCGUCGUCUUCCCGACGAAGGCUGUCUCCUGCUGGCGACGCCGCCGAAGGCGGCGUCGUACCGGAGUGGGAGUGGCGUCCCGAGGGCGCGGGCGCGCCGGUGACUUCGCCAAGGACGGAGCUUGACGCCGGCGGCGGCGGCGGCGGCGGCCGCGGCCGCGGUGUCACCGGCGGCACGGGGGCGCAACAACAACCACCAGCAAUGUCGGAGGCCGCUGCUGCCGGCGACGUUGCUCCUGCGGAGCCCUCCACCGAGCCGUCUCCCGCUCCGCGACAGUUUACUCCCGAGAAGGUGGCGAUCAUCCCCGCCGGGAGGGUGGCCAGCAUGGCGGCCAGCACCAACAAGAAGGUGCGGGAGGGCAGCAAUAACACGUACGCGAGAGAGAAGGCUGUCGCCGCCGCCGAGGCGCAGGAGGAGGAGGCGGGGGAGGAGGGGGGGGCGGGGGGCGGCGCCGGGGGCUCCGCGGACAGGAAGACGCGGGCGGCCGCCAUGCAGUCGGGCACGAUCGCGGCGGCACAGGCGGCGGCGAAGUCGGCGGCGGCGCUAUGGUUGCAGCGAGAGGCCGAGUUGAAGGCCAAGGACGCUGCGGCGGCGAAGGUGGCUCGACGGGAGGCAGACGCCAAGGCCCAGGAGACCGUCAGAGCCUUGGACAGAGCCAAGGCGGCAGCAGCCCAGGUGGCGGCGUCGGUGUCGCCGUCGCCGCCGAUCGUCGCAGCGGGCGCCGGCGCCGGCGCCGGCAGCGGUAACGGCAGCGUUGGUUCCGCUCGAAAGAGCAACCUUGCUGCAGCAGCGGCAUCGUCAUCGUCAUCGACGGCGGCGGCGCCUCCACCAAGUGCAGACACCGCGCCCCGCGGCGCCGAUACCCCGUCGGCAAAGAACGGCGAGGCAGAGAAAUCGCGGGCGACAGAAGCCGAAGCUGCUGCUGCGGUGGCGAAUGCUGCGGCGGCGGCGGGUCGGGAACACAGCAGGGUCGAAGCGAUGGAAAGGAAAGAGGCACGAGAAAGGUCCCGCGCCGCCGAGGAAAAGAGGCAGCAGCAGCAGCAGCAGCAGCAGCAGCAGCAGCUGGAAGCGAGGAGGGAGGAGGAAGAAAAGGCGAGGCUACGGCAAGAGAAGGAGGAGGCGAGAGCGGCGGCGAAGGCGGCAACGGCGAAGGACAGGAGGCUAGCGGAGGAGGCCAGAGCGGCCGUCGAGGCCCGGGAGGCGGGAGAGGCUGCUCGCGGUUCCAGGCGCAGAAGAGAGGAGGGCCGGUCGUCCUCCUCCAUGUGGUUGGCCGGGAGAGAGGAUCCGCAGGAUGAUGGAAGGGAGUCGUUGGAGAACGACGAGCCGCGGGUGCUGUACCGGAGGGAGAGGGGGGAUAGCUCGGAGUCCGCCGAGAUGCUGUCCGAGGAGGUGGAGGAGGAAGAGGAUGAGGACGAGGAUGAGGAGAGGAUGGUGCCGCAAUCAAGCGGGGACGACUACGCGGAGACGCUCCUGGCGGAGCACGCGGCGGCGGUGUUGCUCGAGAAGGCCGGGGGGAAGCAACAGACCUUCGUCAUGCACAGGGCGGUGUUCGACAACGACGUGGACUACCUGGAGAUCUUGUUGGACGAUGCGGUGGCCGCACAGGAGGAAGAAAGGGAUGCCAAGAGAGGCACCUCGCUGGAUGGGAUACCGCCGGCGGUGUUUUCCUCUGUGGGAGGUGCGGAGUUACUUCCCGAGGACGCGCCUCCGAGCAGCGCGGCCACCGGCCCAGGCGGCAUGGACGAGGUCGACCAUCACGGCAACACGCCCCUACUGCUGGCGCUGCAGCUCGGACGCUUGGAGUGCGCUAAUGCGCUCCUGGAGGCCGGGGCUAACGUGGACAUCAAGAGCGGAAGGCGAUACCACCUCAUGGACGAGGCUGUGCUUACCGGCGACCAGGCCAUCGUCAGGCAGGUCUACAUGCGGGCACAGCUUCUCACCUGGCUACGUUGGAAGAGCCGCUUGCCUCACCUUCUCGACAUCCUCGAGGAGAUUCCGGACUUCUACGUGGAGAUGAAGUGGAGCUUUUCCGCUGCGUUCCUGAUGGCCCCUCUCAUGCAAGCUGUCGCGCCCAGCGACACUUACAGGAUCUGGAAGCGGGGGUCUUGGUUGCGAGUGGACAGCACCAUCGUGGGCGUUGGAGCAAGGUUCAAGCUUAAGCGGGGCCGGCUCAGCCUGGUGUUCAUGGGGAAGGACUCCCCGACCCCGGGCGUGCUAUUGAGGGUCGACCACACCAAGUCCAAGGUGUACAACGCUCUGCGCCGUCUCGAGUGGCAGACCAAUCGGGAGGUGGACAAGGCCGUCAACAACCUCAUGGCUUCGUCGCACAAAGGAGGCGUGGACAGCACGCAGUUCAAGGCGAAAAAGACCGUGUUCAGAGAGUCGCAGAAGCUGGACGGCGGGCAGCAGGUGCAGGCGGUCAUGGCCGGCUGGAAGUGCUCCACGUACCAGUACCUCGGGAGCAUGCAGAUGAAGACCACUCGGAAAGGGGCCAACGUGGUACAGUACGUGCCGAAGGACAUGUACUUCGACUCUAGAGGAGAGAAGCCGCUGCUGGCCAAGGCGAAGGAAGCCAUAGCAAGGGAGGAGGCCGCCACCGCCGCUGGGGCGGGGGGGGGAGGGGUCGCGGGGGGCCUGAGGAAGGGCGUCGGGUCGAGCAUGUUCCAGAAGCCUUUCUGGAAGAACAACCCGGACCUUAACGAAGACAAGGUACACCGUCAGAUCAACAAGCAGGUGAAGGCGACUGUGUGGAUGGCUCACGACUACCCCCUCAAGCUCAGGCACAUCAUGCCGGCCCUGGAGAUCCUUUCCGUCAGGGACGAUAUGGCCGCAAGGCUCCGCUCCGUUCUCUCCCUCGCCGGUAUACCUCAGGAAGGAUUCCCGGUGAAGGUUUCCGUGCCCCUGAUGAUGACCGUGAAGGCAGUCGUCACCUUCGAGAAUUUCAGGUCCGACGGCAUCGAUGCCAGCAACUUCGUGAUCCCGAGCGACUAUCAGCGGUCACGCCGCAUGUCGAAGGAGAAGUAUGUCGCCGGGGUUCGGGCCGGAGGGGAAGGCGGCGGCGAGGGGGGCGGGCGGCAGAACAUGGACAGGGGUGUCUCGGGCAAUUUUGAGUCGGACGACGAGGAAGAGGAGGAGGGAGGCGUGUUUGUGACGGAGGCCGGUGUCAGCGAGAGGGAGCUGUUGAGGAGACGGGCGGCGUCUCGCAACGCGUUCGAUGACGACGAGGAGGACGAUUCUGACUUCGAUGACGGCGACAUGUCCGACGAGGGAACGACGCUGGCAUCCUCACCCCGACGAAGAUCGAGCUUGACCAACGGCAGCGGCACCAACGGCGAGAUGUCCGACCCUCAGUCUCCCCUCGCCAGAGGGCAGCCACCGGGCCAACCGCAGGCCUCGGUGUCGGCGAGAACAGCACCAGCCUCCGGCGGCGGCCUUCAAGGUUAUCAGCCGGCCGCCCCGUCGUCGGAUGGGAGAGGUAGAGAGGACCUGUCGCAAAAAUCACAGCAGCGGCAACAACACGCUCAACCUCCUCGCGGCCGAUCCAUGAGCAGGGACAGCCCGGAGCGACGAGGGGGCCCCGCGAGUGGGACCGAAGGUGGGGGUACGGCAGAACGCCACGUCGGGGGGGCUGGGGAAGCUCCCGCCCACCAGCGGCAGCGAAGCAAGUCUCGGAGCGGUAGGCUGGUGUCCCAGCUCAAGGGCAUCGUCGGGGCUGGGAAGGGCAAGUCCGCGCGGAGGGGCGGGAGCUCCGGCGCGUUGAUGAUGAACGGCAGGGGGGGGCACUCCCUCAGCGACGACGACGAGGAAGACUCGUUUGAGGACGAGGAGUGGGACGUCCGGCAGCAGCAGCAGCAGCAGCAGCAGCAGCAGCACACCGCGGGCAACGGCAACGGCAACGCUCACGGCAACGGCGGCGGUGGCAGCGGCAGCGGGGGGGUGGUGACAGCGGCGUCUCGGGCGGCCCAGCUGGCAGAGGCGCGAGAGGCUUCCCGGGAACAUCGGCGAGUGUCGUCUGCUACGGCGACUAUGGGAGCGCCGAUGGGAAACAACACCAACUUGGAGAACCGGAGAUCGCCACCGGGGUCCAUGUCUAAUCUUGGAGCGGCGGCGGAGCAGCAGCAGCAGCAGCAGCAGCAGCAGGCGACGGGGUCGCGAUUGCCGCGGGUCCCGCCAGCGAUGCCGCUUAGCGGCAGCAGGGGCGCGGGUGUCGGCAGGGGCGCCAGCGGGAGAGGGUCCGCGCUGAAGCCGCCAGCGCCGCGGAAUUCGGAGUGAUGUUUGUUGGUGUUUUGGUUUGGGUACGGAGGUAGGGAGGUAUGUUUUGUUAAGUAGUGACGGUGUUCUCCUCAGGUUUUUUAGUACGAAGGAAGGAGCGAGCCGACUGCUGGAGGAGGGGGUGUACAGGCGUGGUGUUUGUCGCAGGGGAGGCGAAUCGGGGGGUCGGAGAGGUAAGAUUGGCUUUUAAAGUAUUUUUGGUGUUUGGUGUGGGAUAAGGUUCAGCAGCAUCACAGGGGCGUUCAUGUCUCUUGGUUCGCGUGGUGGUUUUAAUCCCGGAUAGCUAGUCAGCUAUGUUGGCAGUCACGUAAUAACUGCUGUGGUGUACCAGUGGUCUGCAGCAUCUGUUGGGGUAUAGCGAUAGUUAUUAGGGUCGAUCGAGAUUACUUUCAGAUGGCCGGAGCGAGAGAGAGAGAGUUCUUUCAUGUGUUGCAUCUCGUUUUUUCCGGCCCCGUUUACUACGUUCGACCAUCAUCAUCAUGAUCAUCGCGUGUGUGUGUCUCAUCUGUAUUUUUCAUUUUUUAUGGUGAAGAAUGCAUGACUCGUUUCUCGUCGUUUUUCUUUCUUCUUUCCUCGCUGCCUCGUAGUGCUCUGUGUUCCUGGUUGUGUACCGUACACGAUUUGACGUACGGACGUCGCUGCUGCUCGCCGAUAGCUUCCAAAUACCGCAACCUUAACGUGUAGCGUGUCCCCAUGGAUCGGUCGUAUAGAGAUAGUUUGUUUGCCGCGGCGAUUCGGGCCACGAUCAUCGUGUGUUACGGGACAUCUUGGAUGUUUGUUUUUUUCCGUACUCUCUGCUGUCGCGGGGGGGGGGGGGGGGGAGAACCGCAUGGAUGACUAAUAGAUGGUAGCUUUCCUUCAUUACGGCCUUCUUGUCGCGACAGGUAGCAGCAGCAGCGUCACGUACGGUGUCUCGUCUUUCUGCCGCUAGGGUGUCUGCUUUGUUCUGAACGAGUUUCUCAUCACACGUCACACGCUUAAGUGUUCCCUAUCCGGACUGGGUUUUUAGUUGAGCUUUUGGCUGCUUUGGACUAUGGGCCAGGUCCCGCGAUUUUGUUGGCGCGGCUGCGUUUGAUAGGGAGAAUAGGUGCGUGUACGUGGGGUGUUGUUUGUUCUGUGGUGUUUGUGAGGACAAGAAAAUGCUGAAAAGACGAAUGUAUCCAUCC
Ectocarpus sp. CCAP 1310/34 is the source of this 6866-nucleotide messenger RNA. Lineage: Eukaryota; Phaeophyceae; Ectocarpales; Ectocarpaceae. The record is from the annotation of a GenBank genome assembly.